ACAUGCAGAGCUGGAUCUGCCUUCAUGUGCCUCUCCACCUAGCAGCCCCCAGCACACCCCUCGCCCCCAUUAGCCCCCUGUCACCCUGGCAAUACCUCCACGCCACCUCUUUUAUAGCCAGGAGCAUGGAGGAGCCUUGCAUUGCCCUGCCACCCCAUCCCUUCUGAGAGAGCACAGGGGAUUCUUGCAGGCAGCCACAAAUAAGAACUUCUUUGCACUUGUUCAAUGUGGAAAGAGGCUUUCUGAAGUUGUCACUUUACAGGGGGAACCAUGUGGACCUCGGCUGGCAUCCUGUGCUACUUGGUCGCGUGCGCGCUUUUGUGGCAGGAGAUCCUGUGCAGGAGACUUCCAAUGGAUACUGGUCAAUGUGGACUGCCCAAGUCGCAAGAAGAGCUGAAUUCUUUCCUAUGGACAAUCAAGAGGAAUCCACCUGCUUAUCUCUUUGGAACUAUACACGUGCCUUAUACCAGAGUAUGGGAUUUUAUACCCCAGAACUCGAAGAAAGCAUUUCAGGAUAGUAACAAUGUCUACUUUGAGCUGGACCUUACAGAUCCUUACACCAUCUCAGCUCUGGCCAGCUGUCAAAUGCUUCCUCAGGGGGAGAAUCUACAGGACGUUCUGCCCAAGGACCUGUACAGGAGACUUAAGAGGCACCUGGAGUAUGUGAAGCUAAUGAUGCCCCAUUGGAUGACCCCAGACCAGAGGGGCAAAGGGCUCUACGCUGAUUACCUUUUCAAUGCCAUCGCUGGCAACUGGGAGAGGAAGAGACCUGUAUGGGUGAUGCUCAUGGUGAACUCUUUAACGGAGACAGAUAUAAGGUCUCGGGGCGUCCCAGUUCUGGAUUUAUAUUUGGCACAAGAGGCUGACAGGAUGAGGAAGAAAACUGGAGCUGUGGAGAGGGUAGAGGAGCAAUGCCAUCCACUUAACAGGCUCAACCUGUCCCAGGUUUUAUUUGCUUUAAACCAGACAUUGCUGCAACAUGAAAGUCUACGGGCAGGAAGCUUUCAAGCCCCCUACACGACUGAAGAUCUUAUAAAACAUUACAACUGUGGAGACCUCAACUCCAUCAUCUUCAGCCACGAAUCUUCACAGGUCCCAAAUUUUAUCAACACCACCCUACCACCACAUGAACAGGUCACAGCUCAGGAAAUAGACAUUUACUUCCGUCAGGAGCUUAUCUAUAAACGCAAUGAAAGGAUGGCCAGAAGAGUGAUGGGUCUUCUGAGAGAAAACCGGGACAAAAGCUUCUUUUUUGCCUUUGGUGCAGGUCAUUUCCUGGGAAAUAAUACCGUGAUUGAUGUUCUGAAGCAAGUAGGAUAUGAGGUUGAACACACACCUGCAGGACAAAGCUUUACAAACAUAAAACUAGAGGCCAGCCAAGCUGAAGACCACGUGACAGAUGAACCUUCAAUGAAGUAUUUUGACCAUAUGCCAUCCACGUCAUCUUUUCCUGAAGAGCCCGAUGAUGAAAUGCUGCCUCCUCAUCUCCUUCUACCAGACAGUAUUAGUCAAUUAGAAGAAUUUGGGAAACAAAACAACUGGCACCGGAAACACCACAGAGACCAGCGCAGGCGGCAGUUUAAUGACCUCUGGGUCAGGUUCGAUGACAGCACAACCACAUUGCCUUCAAACACCAGAAACCUCAACGAGGAGCAAACCGCAGAUUCCCUCACGUGGCUUUCCGACCAAGAUGACCAGUCCGAUGUGUACGUGGAGCUAAUGAACGUUCAGAGCAACACAGCACCCACACGUGGCCUGGCUCUGUCUAUCAUCUUGCCUCUUCUGUUAACUGUAUAUUUGGCCACAGUCAUGAGAACUGGAUCCUGACAGUAUACAGAUCUGGAAAAACAUGUUUUGGAUAUAAUCUGGAUGAACUUUCAAUGAGAAGAAGAAAACAAUAAAAACACAAUCAAUGCAAGCAAGUGAAAAAUAAUAGUGUUCUCGGGAGAGGAAGCAAAAAUAAGUGUUGUGUACUUUGCUUUCUUACACCGUUUGUGCCUAUAAACUAUGAGGACCUCAACUUUUCUUAAGCUAGAGCCACGUUCAUGAAAAGAUGUCUUAGAUAUGUACUAGGAACCGGUCACGUUACUAGUGAUUGCAUCUUCAUGGAUGGUAGAACCACCACAAAAUGGAGAACUUUGUCCUGGGACAUAACCUUAAGCUCCUGAACCCCAACACAUGAUAUGUAACAUGGUCUCACAACUACCAUUUCCAAUCUGUAUUGGUUUCUGGGACUAAUGUGACUUACCUCCAAACUCCCUAUAGUUAUGUUCUUUCCUUCAAAUUUUGAUUAUUAGGGGAGACUCCUUUAAAUUUUGUAAUUUAUAUAACCGUGUAAGGCUCGGUUGACACUAAUGUUGUGGCUUCCCUUUCUAUCUCUGGCUUAUAAUUGGGUCUACCAAGGUCCUUCGGUGGUUUCUUGUUGGUUUGAUGAAAUGAGUACAGCUACAUGCCGCACUCGUUUUUCAAUCAAAUCUACUGAGACUGUCAACAAAGGCUCCCAAUGCAGCCCUGUGAUGUCAAUUUGAAUGGAAACUUAGUGAGUCCUUGCUAUUUCAAACCAGUUCAUCGGUCAACUGAACGGCCAAUGAGAAGAAAAGACUUAGGGUAUGGCCACACAAUGCCGUUUUGGAAGCCAAAACCAGAAGUGAAUAAAAAAAGAGGAGAAGUCGUAUCUGUCCUUUAUACUUUCUCUCCUUUGAUCCACUCCUGAUUUUAGCUUCUAAAACUGCAUCAGGAAACCUGACCGUGUAGCCGUACCCUUAGGGCUCAUGUACACAACCACAUUUUGCAUUUUUUGCGAAUAGCACAUGCAAAAAAAAGACGAACAGCACACAAUGUCAUCCCUGGGCUGUCCACAUCUUUAUGUCUGUUCCACGAAUUAUAGAACAUGUCCUAUUCUUGUCCGUAUUGCGGAUAAAAAUAGUAAUUUCUAUUGAAGGGAGUGAGAAAAAAGUGGAGGGCACACAGAAGGUAUCUGUAUUUUGCAGAUCUGUGGUUUUCUGAACGCGGUACAGGCACGGUCGUGUGCAUAAGACCUUAUAGGGUACAUAAAUUGGGCAGUGCCCAAUCACUGAGGCCUCUUUGCCAGUACCAACUUUACUAACAUGAUAUUACCCUUACAAGAAGACUCGUUAGAAGUCGAAGGGCCUUGAAGGAUUAUUUUUCUGUGUUUAUGAGUGGCCACGAGAGAUUGUUGAGAGGGUGGACUAUAUGAAUCAAAUACAAUUUAUAUUUUUUCCUUCACUGACACUUUGAAAGCCAAUUUUAUAAUCCAAAAUAAUCAACAGGUUAUACUAGAGGCCUUAUUUUAAUUUGGCCAAUCUACUGGCGAAGUAGAUCCAACGCCUCUCCUGACAUGUCAUCAAUAUCAGACCAGUAGAGGUCCAGCACCCGACACCCUCACUAAUCAUCUGUUUCAGGCAGUUACCAGCACCGGAGACUACCGCAUGCACUGUACGGAGCUAGAAGUAGACAGCACUGUUCAGUAAGUAGUGGCUGUAGUAUUGCAGCUCAGCUCCUGUUCAAGUGAAUGGGAGCCGAGCUGCAGUAUGCCAAUGUUGGAAAUUAGACAGUGUCCAGAGCCUUCUGCUUCCACUUCGUACACUCUUUAGAACCCCUAUCAUACCCUUAUUUUUUCCUGUAGAUUGGAGGAACGGAGAUGGGUGACAAGUAAAGAAAAGAUUAAAGCAUACCUUAUAAAAUAUAGAAAAUGAUGCAGAAUUAAAAAAACGGCUAUAUCAGUAAGUGCCAUAUAAUCAUGUUACACACACAUUGGUCUACAGUGGCCAACCCCUUUAACCAAACUAUAUUUAUUAUGGACAAAAAAAAAGUUUUUUUUUGCUGAAAUGAUGUUGUCCAUUCUGUUGUGUUUUGGCAAGUACCCAGGGGCGUAGCUAUAGGGGUGCAGAGAUAGCAGUCGCUACCUGGCCCAGGAGCCUGAGGGGGCCCAAAGACCCUUGUGCCGCAUAAGAAGACACUGGUAUUAUAGAAAGUGCAUGCUGGUUAUGGGUACUUUCACACAGCGUUAUUAGAAUCCGGCAGGCAGUUCCGGCAACGGCAACCGUAUACGAACGGAUAUCCUUGUUUUCCGGAUCAGUUAGAUGGAUCCAGUGAAAUACUCUGUCAUCCAGUAUCAUCCAAAAAAAAACGGAUCCGGUAUUUCAAUUUUUCCAAAGAUCAAAAAUGAAAAUAGCUCCUCCUAUGUCCCGGCGCAGACUGGAAACCCAGAUUCGAAAAUGCAGAAAUUUCCACGACACUUGGUACCGGAUCCAGCAUUAAUACAUCUCUAUAGAAAUUAAUGCCGGAUCAGGCAAGUGUGGUAUUGUUCAGGGAUUUUGGCCGGAAAAAAUACUGCAGCAUGCUGCGUAUUUUGUC
Messenger RNA from Bufo gargarizans (Asiatic toad), 4377 nucleotides. It is a transcript of the gene TRABD2B, whose product is annotated as TraB domain containing 2B. Bases 271 to 1827 code for a protein of 518 amino acids. Gene Ontology annotation, molecular function: metalloendopeptidase activity; Wnt-protein binding. Lineage: Eukaryota; Metazoa; Chordata; Amphibia; Anura; Bufonidae. Gene Ontology annotation, cellular component: organelle membrane. The record is from RefSeq and is a predicted model, not a curated record. The transcript has 7 exons. Gene Ontology annotation, biological process: negative regulation of Wnt signaling pathway.